Messenger RNA from Protobothrops mucrosquamatus (brown spotted pit viper), 3035 nucleotides. RefSeq names its product family with sequence similarity 241 member A (gene FAM241A). Gene Ontology annotation, cellular component: intracellular membrane-bounded organelle. NCBI's taxonomy places the organism in Eukaryota, Metazoa, Chordata, Lepidosauria, Squamata, Viperidae. Bases 1 to 453 code for a protein of 150 amino acids. The record is from RefSeq and is a predicted model, not a curated record. The transcript has 2 exons.
AUGGGCUCGACCGAGGAACUGCUGCUGCCUCCCGAGUACCUCCUUGCAAGCGAGUGGGACCGGGAAUCGGCGCCGCCGUUGCCGCCCUUAAGGGGCAGAGGGGGCGCAUCCCGGCACAAGCGGCGGCGGCAGCAGCAGCAGCAGCAGCAGCAGCCCCCCCAUUCCUCGCUGCCUCUGGCGGGGGACGAGGACAAGCCGCAGCAGCAGGUGCUACAAGAAGAAAGGGAAAAUAACACUGAAUCAGUUACUGAUGACUAUAAAAAGAUGGGGACUCUCUUUGGUGAACUCAACAAAAGCCUCAUAAGAAUAGGAUUCACAAGGAUGUAUUUUGGAGAAAGGAUUGUAGAACCUGUAAUAAUCCUGUUCUUCUGGGUUAUGCUCUGGUUUCUUGGACUACAAGCUCUUGGAUUAGUGGCUGUCCUGUGCCUUGUUAUUAUAUAUGUUCAGCAAUAAAAUAUACUGGGUAGACUAUUUCAUAUAUUCAUGGAUUUACAUAUUUAGCUGAACAAGAAUGGCAUCACUACUAACUAUUGUGCUAAAUAUUAUGUAGUCAUUAAAUGUUUGCAUGGGGUUUUUUUCUUCCAAUCUUUGUGAUUUAAAAAGAAAAAGCAUUCUUAUCUGUCAUGAAUAAGUGAGUAAAAUAUUCUCAGUAUGAGGCAGUGUAGUCAAAUCAUUCAUUUAGUAAAUCCUAUUACUAAGUGGAAGAAUUCUAAUUUUAAGAGGUUUGGAGAUACAAACAUACUUUUCAUUGUAUGAAUGGUGCUUUUAUAUUCAUGCAACAACUGUUUUCAAAAAAUACCUUUUAUAUUAAAACUAAAGGUUAAAAAGCCAAUUUUAUGAGCUCUUGUGUUGUAUGAUUUUUUUUAUCACCUUUUAAAUCUCUUUGAAAAUUUGUUUAGUGAUGUGUAUGCAUAGGAACCCAUCUUAAUGACUUGUAAAUGUAUUAGAAAAAUGUCAGUCAAAAAAUUCUUAAAUAUGACAGUAAAUCUGGUGAUUUUUUUAUUUCAUUUUUUAUUAUGUGUGUACUUAUAAAAAACUUUCUCUGGAAAUAAAUUAGGAUUCUUCCUUUCUUUUUAAUGGACUUCUAAUUUAUCUCAGUUUAAUUAUUUUAUGUGCAGUCUCUGCAAACACAUAAGAGCAAGCUAAAAUAUUUUUUCUGAAAUUGUAUCUUCCCUUUUAAAUGAGUAUUUUGGGAAGAAGAAAUAAAUACAUUUCCUAGUUAUAAAAUCAAGGACUGAUAUGUAUUGAGCCAAAAUAUUAUAAACAUUCUUUAUCAAGUUUACUUUACAAUGUAAAUAUUCACUGCAGAGAACUUAUUAGAUCACAAAUGCUGCACUGUUUAAGUUAUUUAAGAACCAUGGAGAAUGUAGGUGAUAAAAACAGCUUGUACAAGUCCUCCUCAAAGCCAUGCUUUCUGUUACUUCGUUAAGUCAGUAUCUGUUGUGCAACUCUAGAACCCCACUGAAAUUUUUUUUAGUGAAACUCUUUGUGUAUCUUAAAAGUAUGGUGGUUAUGAUUACAUUGAUUUACCAAGUGGAAUUUUUUGUGGGGGAAAAUUGGGAUAAUAAAUUAUCCAUCACAACUAUAGAAACGCAUUGCCAAACAAAUUCAAUCCACAAAUGAAAAGUUCUUUUUGCCAUGUUUACCACAGCAAGAAUCCAAUGCAGAAGUAAAAUUUGGAGAUUCCUUUUUAUAUGCAGGACUAUUGUGUCAUUUUUAUACUGUUCAAAGUAUGGUACAGAUUUUUGAAGAAAUAUGUAGGAAAAUAUCCACAUAACAAUAUCCUACACUAGAUCAAUAGUUUAUAGGCAAAAGGAAGAUCAGCACUGGAUAAAAACUAGCUUUCAUAAUAUUUGUUAUUUAUGCUAAUAUAAUUUCUCUUUUUACUUUAGCUGUUCCAAGUAGGAUAUUUGUAGCUGAAAUUGGUUUUUGUUAUUUAAAUUUAAGAGAAAUUCCAGCCUCCCUUUUAAUAGUUAAUUUUUAUUUCAUUCAUGAGUCAUCAGUUUUUACUUUUUGUUCAUCUAGUUCAUGAAAAUAUUUUUUUAAAAUUAAAACUUGUCAAUUUAUUUUGUUGUAGACUUUAAAAAUAUCACAGUUCUGUUGAUGUGACCCUAUCUAAACAAUGUACAGAAUCAGGAUUAUUGAUACUGUAAUAAAGAACAGUGAAUUCUUUUGUAUCUUGGGUGGCUGUUACAGCUCUCUAAUAGAUAUCUGAAGGUUCUCAUUCAUUUUGUGAGAAGAAGCAGGCUUAUGCGUUUCAAUGAAAUCUCAGAAUAUAUACAGAGAAACCAUAUACAAAGGUGCUUCUCUUUGCAACCAGUAUAGCUGGGUAUUAAAUUCUAUACCCUUUUUUAGGGACAAGAGUGUGCUCUAGUUUAGAACCUGAAGAAUGCCUUUAUAGGUAUUCAGAAAACUAAUUUUUUAAAAAAAUCUGUUAUUGGUGAUGAAUUAAGUGCAAGUACGCUAAAAAUGACUUUCAAAUGAUUUUCAAAUAACUAUUCAGUUCAAACCUGUAGCAUGUGUACAUAAUAUAUACUGUAGGUGUGUGAAUGUUUUUAUUUAGGGCCCAUCAUUUGGCCCAUUUACAAUGAUUUUGAAAUGGUUUUAGAGUAUGAUCGCACUUUUGGGGAUGUCUUGUACUUAAAUGAAACUUCUGACCUUUUGAUCUUCAAUGAUUACCAUUCUACUAUUUUUAACUCUAAUAUGUUUUGGAAAGGAAUGGAGCAAAUAUUAUUUUAUAUGAAUUCUUGACUGUACAGUAUACUGAAGAGCCAUGCACUAUGGUUUAGUUGACAAUGAUCCCUGCUGAAGCUCUUCACAUGUCAAAAUAUGCUGCCAGAUUGGGGGUAAAAAAACAGUAUUAGAUAUACUGUUCAGGAAGAUGCAACCAGGCAUGGAAACUGGUAACCUCACAGAUUCUUUUGAAAAUAUUUUCUGAUCACAGAUAAGGAUUUGCUCUGAAAAAUGUAACACCUAGAAUGGUUUUAAUAUUCAAUUAUUUCCUCAGAAGUGUUUGUAUGAAAUGAUGCUUCUAC